AUGCCAGCUUCCAUUACUGUAUUGUGUUAUAUAAUGAGUUAUCAAAAAAAAUUAAUCUCUAAUAAAAAUCUUUUGAUUGUUAAAGCUUCGAAUAUUGUAAGAUCCCGAAGCCUAAACUCUUCUUUAAACAUAAUUCUGACUAGAUUUUAUCACUAUGAUACUAUUCAAGAAUUAAACUUACCUGAAUUUGAAGACAAGGAUGUGGUGCUUGCUACUGAAAAUUUCCAUAUCGUUGAAGGCACUGGCCAAACUGAUGAAAAAUAUUCUAUUUUAAAAAUUACCUUAAACGAUAUUGUUCGUUUUGAUACUCUUGACUCUAACAAUCUACUUGCAUUCCCAAUAUUAAUUAACAUGACGGCGUUAGUUCAAGAAGACCUGGAAAUCAACAAUGAAGAUGUAGUCAUCAAUGUUUUGACUAAAAAUUACAUAGACCAAGGUUAUAAUAAUCUUAAAUUAACGUACUAUCACCCCACUUCUGUGCAAUAUUUGACAAAUACAACAGCCAUUAUAAAGAAAGAUUCUGUAAUCUAUAUUAAUGGGAAACUCAUGAUAACUGAUAAUGAUAACAUAGAAUCAAAGAAACAAAAUAAUACAAAUCAACAAAAUGCUUCUACCAUUGCUCAAACCAUAGCUACCAGAGUUAAAAGAAGCACCUGA
Molecule: messenger RNA, 657 nt
Organism: Dentiscutata erythropus
Lineage: Eukaryota; Fungi; Glomeromycota; Glomeromycetes; Diversisporales; Gigasporaceae
Source: the annotation of a GenBank genome assembly